Aethina tumida (small hive beetle) is the source of this 746-nucleotide messenger RNA. RefSeq lists its product as uncharacterized. The transcript has 3 exons. Bases 4 to 645 code for a protein of 213 amino acids. NCBI's taxonomy places the organism in Eukaryota, Metazoa, Arthropoda, Insecta, Coleoptera, Nitidulidae. The record is from RefSeq and is a predicted model, not a curated record.
UUCAUGAGGUGUCGGUGUAGUGAGUCGAAUCGCAACAUGAAGCUGGUUUUAAUUAUUUUCGCCGUUCAGGCGGUGGCCAAUGCAGGACUAGUGAUUCCCCAACCUCAAUUGCUCGGUGCAACUUCCACGGCAUACUCCACCAGUUACUCAAGAUCCAUUGUUGCCCAGCCUCAAAUUAGCGCUCCUGUUAUACAAAACUUAGUGCCUCAAUACAGUCUGGAAGCCGUGACUGUUCCAAGUACUGUGGUUUACCAUCAGUUGUCCAACAGAAUUAAUCCAAUAGCAGAACAACAAGUCGAAUACCAGGAACAGGGCUAUAAUGAUAUUGGAACCGUUAAUCGUCCUCGUGUUUCUCAAGGACUGGCCGGUAUCGAAUAUGUGAAUAAUAAUGCGGAAAAAGAUAGAAGACAAAAUGGCAAAUACUGGGUGACCGACUCCGACGGUACUAGAAGGCAGGUCGAAUAUUCCGCCAGUGAUUUAAAUGGAGUACUUGAACCGAAAGUGCCAUCAGUCUCGUUGGUAUCACCGCAAAGUCUCUACAACGGCCAAACUAAAGGAGUAACUCAGGCUUUUUAUGAAAAGAAAACGCCAUUGGCACAGGCGCUCAGUCAACAACAAAACCUUGAAUAUCAAUUGCAAUAUUAGAUAGGUUUGAAUUAAAUGUGAUAUAUUAAUUUAUAUUAAAUAAUUGUACAUAAUUUUGCCACAAACUGCCAUUGUAGUAAAACAAUAAAUUAUUUAAAUAA